AUUCUGCUUUAUUUCUGUGAAAAAACUCGAUGGAAACAUCUUCACAAAGCUGCUUUUGUUCCAUUGAAAUGCCUGCUUUGUUUGCUACCUCGCGUACUUUCAGUCGACGAUCUUCCAGUACCGUUUUGUCGAUUUCCUUCAACAUUUGUGGAGUCGUCACCUCAUUUGGUCGACCGCUACUUUGCUAGUCUUCGUAGGUCGUAUGGUCUCGUCUAAACUUUGCUACACAAUAUUAAAAACGAAAGAGCAGUCUCACCACGAGGUAAAACUGUAUAGACUGUGUACUUUCUAACACAGUGUAAUUUUUCAAACAAUUAUCGCCAUCUCUAGGUGAGGCCAGGUACUUCGGUCUACAAAUUCACUGAAAACGUUCACUAAUGAUGAUUGCCAAACAAUUAUCGUCAUAUCUGGGUCAGGCCAGGUACUUCGGUCUACAAAUUCACUGAUAACGUUCACUAAUGAUGACUGCCAAACAAUUAUCGCCAUCUCUAGGUCAGGGCAGGUACUUCGGUCUACAAAUUCACUGAAAACAUUCACUAUUGUUGACUGCCAAACAAUUAUCGCCAUCUCUAGGUCAGGCCAGGUACUGCGGUCUACAAAUUCACUGAAAACGUUCACUAAUGAUGGCUGCCAAACAAAAGCUCCAUCAAGCUAGCAGUCAGAUAUUCGGAAAAAUUAAAAAAAAAUUUAUGAAUCGAAAGGAUUUUCAAUGCUCGUUCUGAAAAUCCAAACCCCGAAUUUUCUCGUUGAUUCAAUAAAAAGAUAUUAACGGUCGUUUUGAUGUUCUCUCAAAAGUCACGUUUCCUAAUGCACUUUCAAUGUUUAAUUAACUUUUUAUUACACAAACAUGCACUACCAAAUUCAUUUUUUACUUCAAAUAUCAGUUUGACAUGCUAUACUUUGCAUCUAACGGCGCCGAUGACUUCUAAUACAACUACUGCCAUCUCUAGGUCAGACCAGGUACUUCUAGGAUCGUCCGUACCGAUUGCGUACUUUUUAAUAAUACACUGUCCUCGUAUAUUCGAAUCUUGUCACCUUUAACAUCUGGCCUGUACUGCUUUACGCAUUUAUGUAUACCAAUUAAAAAAAUUACAUUACAAUUAAAAGCUAUAAAUGUUUAUUAAUUCUACGCUAGGCUACAUAUUAAAAAUGAUGUUUGUGUCGGAAAGAACAUUGUUAAUAGUAAUUUUAUUACUUUAUCGGAUAGUUAAUAGUUCGCAGUCACGUUGUAAAUAUGAAAAUGAACAGUUUUCUUGUGAAAAUAUCAUAUUACAAGAUUUCUACAAAGAAUUAUUCAGCGAGGAAUGGAAUUUUAUGUUAACUACAGUUUCGUCGAUAGAAAUCUCGAAUUCUAACCUCACAAUUAUCGAAUACUUGUAUAAAACAAGUCGUUUGGGUAACAUUGAAAAUUUGGCGAUUAAAAAUAGCUCGGUGGGGAUAAUCUACAACUCAUCUUUCAACGAUUUCGAACAUCUGAAGAUACUCGAUUUGGGUUUUAAUAAAUUGCGAUCCGUAAGUUUUUCGGAAAGUCUACCUAACACUAUAAGUCAUCUUCUAUUGAACAACAACAACAUAACUAAUGUUUCGUUGAAUUUUCUACGUUUACCUUUAUUGAAAUAUUUAGAUUUAAGUUAUAACAAAAUUAAAAACAUCGAAUUUGGACAAAUAAAUCAAUUAUACGAUAUUAAUUUAAGCAACAACGAAAUUAUUUCAUUGGAAUCGUUCCAGUUAAUUCAACAUUUAGUUCGUUUAAAUUUAGGUUCUAAUAGAAUUGACACAUUCGAAGAAAAUCGGAUGCCAAUAGGAAUCGAAUCGUUAGAUUUAAGCUACAAUAAUUUAAGUUCAAUAAGUUUAUUGUACGGGAAAAAAUAUUUGAAUUUAGCUGGAUGUAAAUUAGAUACAUUCCAUGCUAAAAUACCGAUAAGUUACUUAAAUUUGAAACGAAAUAAGUUUCACAACUUAUCUAAUUUAACGUUAAGUUUGAAGAAAAAUUUUAAUUUUAACUUUGUAUUAUCAUUGGAUGUAUCUAAUUCUUCGAUUUACGAAAUAACCGAAAAUUAUUUUAACGAUAUGCAGUUUGAAGUACUCAAUUUGAGUUUGAAUAGAAUCGAAGUUAUUCGUGAAAAUACUUUCACGAAUUGCGGUAUUUUUUUAUUAGAUUUGUCCGAAUCGAAAAUCGGUUUACUACAAAAGUAUAGUUUUAAUAACGUUUUUAUGAACACACUGUAUAUGAUGCGAAAUAAUAUAUCCACUUUAGAUAAUUUUAGCUAUGAAACCGAAGUUUUUACUAUUAAUUUAUCUUUUAAUCCUAUUAAGUUUAUUAAAAAUAAUUAUUUUAAAAAUUGUAAAAAUCUUAUGAGAUUGAUUUUGUCGCAAUGUCAUGUUCAUAAUAUUGAACCGAAUUCUUUUACUACUACAUUGAAAUUUUUAGAUCUAACUUUUAAUAAAUUAAAUGUUUUAGACGAAAAUAUAUUUGGUUGGAAUAUUGAUGAAAUAAAUUUGAAAGGAAACGCGAUUUCUAGGAUAAAAAAAGGAUCUUUUAGUAAUUUGUAUAGUCUCAAUCGAUUAAAUUUAUCAAAUUUAGGAAUUAAAUAUAUAGAAUCAUUCGCGUUUACAAAUUUAUCCAAAAUUCGAGAAAUUUAUUUAGAUAAUAACGAAAUAAAUAGAAUAAACGCGAAUUUAUUCACGAAUACUGAUAAAUUGAUAAAAAUCGAUUUUUCCGAUAAUCCGAUUAACGAGGUUAAACAAUUUUCGAAUAAACUAAAAUUAUUAGAUGUUACAUUAACUUUUAACGGCGAUUUCGAAUCUGAAUCUAUAUCGAAUUUUAAUAUAAAAAAAUUGAUUAUAAAAAAUUCGAAUAUAACAACUUUAAAAACCGAUAGUUUUAGAGGUUUAUUCGGUUUAUCUGAGUUAUAUUUUAACAAUUCUUCAAUUUUUUCAGUAGAAACUGGAGCUUUGAAUGAUUUAAUCAAUUUAAUACAUUUAGACGCACAUAAUUUAUUUAAAAAUAUCAAAUUUAUAGAUAAAAAUAUUUUAAACGAUUUAAAAUCUUUAACGAAACUCAAUUUAUCUAAUACAAAUUUGGAUUAUUUACAUUCUUAUUGUUUCCAAGGGUUAAAUAAACUUGAAUUAUUAAAUUUAAGUAGAAACCGUAUCAGUGUUUUGAAAUCCGAUACUUUUUUCGGUCUAAUCGCUUUACGACAUUUAGAUUUAACAAAAAAUCAAUUAUCGACUCUAGUUUCGGGUGUUUUCAAUAGUUUAAUUAACUUAAAAAAGUUAUACAUGGAGAAUAAUAACUUGAAACUAUUAGAAACUAAUAUUUUUACGAGUUUACGAGAUUUGGAAAUCUUGGAUGUUUCUAAAAACAAAUUAAAAAUUUUACAGAACGGUUGUUUCCAAGGAUUAGAUCGACUUUCAGAAUUAAAUUUAGCUAAUAAUAAUAUAGAACACGUCGAUAUAAGUUUGUUUAAACCUUUAAAAUAUUUAAAAAUAUUGAAUAUGAAUAACAACAAUCUUGGUUUGAAUGGAUCCUCUCAUAAUUCUUUGGCAAUAAAUACAUUAUCGAGUUUAAUCGAUCUAGAAAUUUUAGAUUUGACUUAUAAUUUUUUGAGUAAUUUAAAUACAAAAUUUGUAUUCAUGUCUUUGAGGAAACUAACUCAUUUAUAUUUGGAUCAUAACUAUUUGAAAUUCUUAGAUUUCGAUAGCUUGUUAAAGAAUUCGAAACGUCUCGUUUAUGUUGGCGUAUCUUAUAAUUUGUGGAAUUGUACUAUUUUGGCCAACGUCGUUGAAAUUUUGUACAGUCACAACGUAAAUUAUUAUCCUAAUGAACCAGUUUUCGAUGCUGAUAACAUUGAAGGAAUAAAUUGUGUCGAUAUUUGUAGAUACUUAUAUUGUGAUACAGAAUUCAAUUAGAUAACGAAAUGUUACAAGGUCUGGUUAUUAAAUUAUUCUAUAUUCGAAUGCUCCCCUUCAAUAUACUCCCAUCUCCUCACCACACACACCUUUCCAUACGUUUUUUCCAUUGAUCGAAGCAGCACUGGAAGUCUUCUUUGGUGAAAGUCUUUAGAAGCUCUACGGAUUUUUGAUUUAACGCUUCCAUCGACUCAAAUCGGGUCCCUUUCAAAGCAGAUCUUUUUCUAAACUUUCAAGAAAAUCCGAGCAGACCUUUUGACGCCAGAGCUUUUGGUAAGGAGUCAGUUUUUUGGCUUUUGUCAUGUGUAAAAUUUUUCUAACCGUUUCUUUAUCAUUCAGAUGCUCAUUCUACGAUCAGCACGCACAAUUUGGUUGAUUUUGGUCACUGUUUUACUCGUUUUAGGCGCUCAGUCUCGUUAUUUAAUAGGCAGACCUCGUAUAAGAUAGGAACCAGCGGUAAAAAACGUUAAAACUGUGGAAUUUUGUUAAUCAACGUCGAUUUUUAUGAAAAUUUGGAUAUAAACUCUAAUUACUCCAAAAUCUACCUUGUACCGAAUGGUGCGUUUUAUUUUUUAGGGGUGAAAACUAUCCCUUAACGUAAAAAAUAUAAAAAUCUUCGAUUUUAGCAUGUAUUUGAGUGAAAUGCAGUUUAAAUGAAUUAUUUGUAGAUCUGUUGAUAUUCUUAAACAAGUUUAUGAUUAAUCGGAGUCAUGCAACCCCUCCAAAAAUCAUCCUCUAAGGGUAGUAAUAUUGAAAGUUUUUUUUUAAAGAAACUUAUUAUAAUCUCGAUUUUCAUGAAAAUUUGAAUUCAAGCUCUACUUACCCUCUUCUACGAAAUCUUCCCUGUGCCGAAGCGAACUUUUUAUAUUUUGGGGGUGUAAACUAACCCUUAAUACAAAAAAAUUUAAAAUCUCAGAUUUUGUGCAUGUUUCCGGUGAAAUAAAGUUUAAAUGUAUUACUCGUAAAUCUUUUGACAUUCUCAAAUACCUUUAUGAUCAAUCAGAUUAAUGGAACCCCUCCAAAUCAUCCCCUAAUCAUAUGAAAAGUUAAAAAAUAAUCUCAACGAUUUUAUUAUAAAUAAAAAAUUACUGAAAAGUGUAAUUAUAUUGAAUAUUUCGGCAAUAUUAUUAAGAAGUGUUGCUUUUUAAAUAUUUCAACCCUUAUGAAACCCACCUUCAAUGACAAUGACAAAUUCCACAAAAAUAACAAAAAAAUAAAGAUAUUUUUAAAAUCAAUAUUUCUCGAUUGUACGCUCCACGUUUUUCUUUUUCCAAUGCUCCAAAAUUCGUGCUCCGAAAUUUUGAAAAAAAAGCAGUUGGUUUUUCGACAAUAACUCGCUCGAUUUUCAAGCUAGAAACUUUUUUAAAAAAGCAUUUUGUAGGAGAUUUCAAGUACUUCAACUUCAUAUCAAUUAAAACUUUUGUUAACCCUCGGUUUCAAAAAGGGUUUAACUCAAAGGGGUUGCAUAAGGUUGGUACGCGAAUGCAAACUUUGAACUAAUGUUCAAAUAUUUGAAAUAUUUUCUCAUAACAUGAAUAGUUUUUAGUUUAUUUAAGAAAAUUUCGUUUGUUUUUUCAAGAUUACGGAAAUACAAUGUUCAAUUUAAUCAAUAAUUUUGGUAAUUAUACACUUUCACGGUCACCUGGUUUUUUGGCUCUAGAAAAUCGAAAAAUGGAUGGAUUUAUAUAUGUAUAUGUAAUUAUACACAUUUUUCGAUUUUCGAGCCAACCUAACCUAACCAAAAAACCAGGUGACCGCGAAAGUAUAUAAUUACCCUUUGGGUUAGGUUUUUUAUGUUGGUUUUUUGGUUAGGUUAGGUUAGGUUAGGUUAGGUUAGGUCACAUAGUAGCAAUGAUUUUUCGCAUUCAGCAACUCGCAUAUUCUUAGAUGACUUGAUAAGAAAUUCUUGCAUGGAAAAAAAUGAUGUUGAAAAUGGUGUGCGACAAUUUUUUGCAUCUAAACCUAAAGAAAAGUUUGGUAAUUAUACACUUUCACGGUCACCUGGUUUUUUGGCUCUAGAAAAUCGAAAAAUGGAUGGAUUUUAAUGAUCUUGGUCUCAAAAUGUUCCAUUUUACGGCGGAUUUAUAAAAAAAUUAGUAGAAAUAGCUGGAAUGAAAAUUUCUCAUAGUUUUACUGUUUUAAAUCGUAAAAAAACGGUUUUGCAAAAUAAUCCUUUACAAAAAAUUAUCUCAUUAUCAGAUAAAGUUCUUAUAUUUUUUUUGUAUUCUACAUAAAUUAAUGAACAAUUUAAAAAAAAUCCAAAAAGAAUGAUUUUUUCAGUUUUUAUAGCUUAAAAUGAAAUCGAUGAAAAACAAUCAAUUUUCGUGAAUAGUUUCGUACUAUAUUCUUCAAUGUUAAUAGUUUGCAUUUAAAGUCAUGAAACUGUAAAAAAUAUUUAUUUUUUUUAAUUUUCGUAUUUUUUUUAUAAACACGCCGUAAAAUGGAACAUUUUGAGACCAAGAUCAUUAAAAUCCAUCCAUUUUUCGAUUUUCUAGACCCAACCUAACCUAACCAAAAAACCAGGUGACCGCGAAAGUGUAUAAUUACCCUUUUUUUUUAAUAGAAUACAUUUUAGGCUGUAAAAUACCGAAAAAUUAACUUUUUUGAAAUUUUUUUUUUCAAAAAAUACUCUUUUUUUUAUGUAAAUUGCGAAAAAAAAUAUACGAACUUGAUUCCACGACGUCAGAAACAGUUACGAAGGAUUAUAUGUAGAAAAUCAUUUUUUUUGCAUUUAAAAUCAUGAAACUGUAAAAAAUAUUUAUUUUUUUUAAUUUUCGUAUUUUUUUAUAAACACGCCGUAAAAUGGAACAUUUUGAGACCAAGAUCAUUAAAAUCCAUCCAUUUUUCGAUUUUCUAGAGCCAACCUAACCUAACCUAACCUAACCAAAAAACCAGGUGACCGCGAAAGUGUAUAAUUACCCUUUUUUUUUAAUAGAAUACAUUUUAGGCUGUAAAAUACCGAAAAAUUAACUCUUUUGAAAUUUUUUUUUUUUUUCAAAAUAUUCAUUUUUUUAUGUAAAUUGCGAAAAAAAAUAUACGAACUUGAUUCCACGACGUCAGAAACAGUUACGAAGGAUUAUAUGUAGAAAAUCAUUUUUUUUGCAUUUAAAGUCAUGAAACUGUAAAAAAUAUUUAUUUUUUUUAAUUUGGUAAUGGCUUGGGUAUAAUUAUUACAUUGUUUCAAAAAAUAAAAACGAAGAAAUCUUAUUUUUGCUAUGAAAUAAUCAAAUCUUAUGCAAAAGACUUUUGACAGUACUCAUUCUAAAGGUUUUCCUAUGUGCUUCUAAAAAGAUCUCUUGAGUUUUUUCCAAAAAUUUCAUCAAUUUCAAGUUAUUUAAGGUUAGAGGUUUUCAAUUUCAACAAGCAAUAACUCAGUUAUUAUUGAAUUUACAGAGGUCUUUAAAAAACGAAUCUCUUUGUUUUUUUAUUGGCUACAUUUUUGUUCUUAAUGAUUUUGCUGAUAAAAUGAAAACUUUCUAAGUUAUUCAUGAAAAACUAUAAAAAAUAUGCGUUUUUUUUUAAAGCAAAAUAAGCAGUUUCAAUCGUUAAAAACUCUAAAAAUAACAACUUUAGAAAAAACUUUGUACUGUAAAAGUUGCUUAGAAUUAGUCAAUCUAUCGACCUACAAGAUUAUUUUGUUGAAAUAAGGUUUUGAAGAAGGUUAUAAAUACUACCUUAAUACCAAUUUUUCAAGAAAAUCGACCUUGAUUAUCAAAAUUUCACGGGAAAUCGGCUGGUACCUGGCCUAAUAUAUUACCGGUUAAAAGUUUAUGCCCACCCUAUAGUUGCUUGAUAGAUAACAAAAAAAACAGUACGAUAGAAUUUCAUACUUAUAUUAUGGACAAAUAAUCUUCGUCGUGGCUCCAUUCGUUUUUCGGGAUAUUCCAAAGAUGUGAGACAAUAAUUUAACCAGUAAAUCAAGAAUUUAAUACAUAAUCAAUUAUUGAAUAAAUUAUCUAUUGUCAGAGGUGGUAGAUUUCAGUGGUUUCUUUAUCGUUUUGAACGAACAAACCAUAGAACUUUAAUUUGUAACGGUCUCUAUUAAGUUUUUCGUAUGACAGCUGUCAAAUGUGUAAUACCAAUUUGUGCAGAGAAAAGCUACAAAUUAACGAUUUUUGUCAAAAUUAUGGAUUUGUAUGUGACAUAUUUCCAUAUUUUAAGAGAUAAAGUCAAUUGUAUCGAUGAUCGUAAAACUUUUAACCUUUUUCGUUACGUGAAAAUAUUUAUAUAUGAUAAUUUAAUUUAUUUUGAGAAACAAAAUUGAAUAUAUCGGUAAAACAAACCAUAGAACUAUAACUUGUAAUAUUAUUUAUUCGUUUUUUGACAGUUUUCAUAUGUUUAAAACCAAUUUGUGCAGACAUAAGUUACAAAUUGGACGAUUUUUGUCAAAAUUAUGGAUUUGUAUGUGACAUGUUUCCAUAUUUUAAGAGAUAAAGUCAAUUAUAUCGAUGAUCCUAAAACUUUUAACCUUUUUCGUUACGUGAAAAUAUUUAUAUAUGAUAAUUUAAUUUAUUUUGAGAAACAAAAUUGAAUAUAUCGGUGAAACAAACCAUAGAUCUAUAACUUGUAAUAUUAUUUAUUCGUUUUUUGACAGUUGUCAUAUAUUUAAAACCAAUUUGUGCAGACAUAAGUUACAAAUUGGACGAUUUCUGUCAAAAUUAUUGAUUUUAACAUAUUUUAAAAAAUAAAGUCAUUUAUAUCGAUGAUCUGAACCAUAAAGCUAAAAGAUUUGUCGUCUAAAUUUGGUUUAAUCGAACAUAACCUCAACCACAAACUUUUGUAAUUUACAACAUUAUGUAAGAAUUCCACGAUCAUGUACUGGAAUUUUACCCCUCAAUCAUUGAGGAAUAUAAUUAAAAAUACUCGAACAUAUUAGGGCAAGUGUAUAGAACUAGAUUAUGGAUUAUUAGGGAAACAAGGAUCUAAAAUAAUGUGUAAUAGUAGAUAUUUUUUAUUACUAAGUUCAUUAUUAAAUUUAAAUUUUUUUAUUAAAUAUCAUUGUUUCGGGGUAUAUUUUUUGUCCACUUGUAGUUUUUUUUAAAAAAAUACAUAAUUUCUAUGGCCCUGGAAGUUUUCGAACUUGCUGUAACUUGGUUCUUGAUAAUAAAUUUGGAAUAGACAAUCAAAAUUAUUUGCUUGUACACAUAAUUAAUGAUAAAAUUUAGAUGUUUCACCUUGUAUAUACGGUUAUAAGUAGAAUUAACCAUACACGCAUACUUGAAACCCUAAUUACUACCGGGUUUAUCCAACUUUUAAAUAAAUGUUUUUAAAAUUAAAUUUGACUAAUGAACUGAAUAUUCGGGUCAUAAUUUAUUUAUAUCUGUCUGUAAACAUGAUAUAUUUCAAUAAAAAUAUGAAAAAAAAUCACAA
Diorhabda carinulata is the source of this 9282-nucleotide messenger RNA. RefSeq names its product protein artichoke-like. The coding region runs from base 1114 to 3912 and encodes 932 amino acids. NCBI's taxonomy places the organism in Eukaryota, Metazoa, Arthropoda, Insecta, Coleoptera, Chrysomelidae. The transcript has a single exon. Gene Ontology annotation, molecular function: protein binding. The record is from RefSeq and is a predicted model, not a curated record.